CAAACAUGUCUUUCGAGCCACCAUCUCAAGGGAACGCGUCUAGGCUUCUUCCUCAGCCAGGAUCGUUGGAGUACAUAAACAGACCAAACCCCGUUGAACCCAGUGAUCUGAGCCAUGGCAUUUUCGAUGGAAGUACUCGCGAGCUUGACCGGACGGCUAACGAGCAGCUACACCCGUUUCUGCUAGGCAAUCGAUUGCGCCAACGUAACGAUCUUGGAGCAGACGCCAUACGCCUUGCAAGACGCUCACCUCACCAGUCAUCCUCGCUCGCUGCCGUGCUCAAUGUUGAAGACUCGCCUCCUAGAUUGGGGGAAUAUGCUUCCCAUCGAAGAGUUGUUGACCAAGCAGUCUUCACAUUACCAAAGUUGCCAACAAAACGACAUGCGAAACGUCACCGUGUACCUCCCGUUCUGCAAGGUCUCCAUCAGCCUCCGCCAGACGCUGGUCUUCUACCUUCUAUCAGUACAGAGGAAGCACAAGUCUUUCGCUCCACUUCGAGGAGCAGCAAGCCUGCAGCUACUACCACUUCCACUGACGAGACGACUCCUGCUGUGACUACGCAAGAAGCUGUAGUAACCAUCGAAAAUACUACCCAGGGGACAUCGGAUAAGCGUUCUCGACGCAAUCUGUGGACCGAUAAAGAGACCAACGAUCUCCUAGCCGGAGUGUCUAGAUUCGGCAUUGGUAAUUGGAAAAAGAUACUGCUCUGCUCAGACUAUCAGUUCCACAAACGGACGGCCGUAGAUCUCAAAGACAGGUAUGGAUGGAUGCUGGUUCUUAUCCUCGUGCUAGACUUAUGUGUUCACAGAUUCAGAGUUUGCCGCCCUGAUGCUUACGGUGGUGCGAGGAAAACUCGAAAAGCCAAGAGAAUCAAGCAAGUCGGCAACACAGACCAGACUUUAUGGAAGGCACAGCGCCGACCGAGACGCAACUUCACAGAUGAAGAAGACCAGGCUUUGCUCAAGGGCUUCCGGGAGCAAGGCCCGUCUUGGGUCUCCAUCUGCAAAGAUGAGGCGUUCAAAGAGCACGGCCGAACUCCAACAGAUUUGCGCGAUCGACUGAGGACAAGAUUUCCAGAAAGAUAUGCACAAGCUGGUCUAGCGUCUCGGCCAGCUGUUCCCAAACCUGCCAAACGAACUCGAGCCACACGGGAAGAGUCAGAGAAGCCUGCAGAGCCAAGUCAGACUCUCACACCUACUGCUGCCUCCUCGAAAGACAGCCAGACAAAGCCACCCAAUGACAGAUUGGAGAGGACAAGCUCGCGCACCGGCCCCACGUAUACACUACCUCUACCUAGCAUUGGAGACGAUUCACUUCCGGGUUUCGGCUAUCCCGACGACGACGAGGAUGCGGAUCCGAUUGUUUUGGAUCGCAGCAUUAUGGAUUGGGCGAACAACAACAUGCAACAGCCUAACCGCCAGUCACACUCACACGCGUCUGACAACCUUCCAUUUCCUGGCAUCGAUCCUCUUGUCACGUUGAAGCUGCCCAAACCUGGCUUCUUC
Molecule: messenger RNA, 1505 nt
Organism: Aureobasidium uvarum
Lineage: Eukaryota; Fungi; Ascomycota; Dothideomycetes; Dothideales; Saccotheciaceae
Source: the annotation of a GenBank genome assembly